AUGUCCGGAUUUGAAUGGACUGCUUACGAGGAGAUGGUGAAAUUCGGAGCCUGUAACACUCCAAAGCCAAGCUUCUUCGAUUUUGAGGGGAAGCAGAAAUGGGAAGCCUGGAAAGCCCUGGGAGACACCAGUCCUCAUCAAGCUAUGCAGGAGUAUGUGGCUACAGUGAAAAAACUGGACCCCGGUUGGAACCCGCAGACAACAGAGAAGAGGGGAAAAGAAAGCAAAACUGCAUUUGGAGGCCCAGUUGUCAGCUCGUUAUAUCAAGAAGAAACAAUCAGGGAAGAGGACAAGAACAUUUUUGACUACUGCAGAGAAAACAACAUUGACUAUGUAACCAAAGCCAUUCGAUCAAAAAAAGUGGAUGUGAAUGCUGCAGAUGAGGAGGGCAGGGCUCUGCUCCACUGGGCGUGCGACAGAGGACACAAGGAGCUCGUUUCAGUACUGUUACAGCACGCUGCCGACGUUAACAGCCAGGACGGCGAAGGCCAGACUGCGCUCCAUUAUGCCGCCGCCUGUGAGUUUUUGGACAUCGUGGAGCUGCUGCUGAAGUCGGGAGCCGACCCCACGCUGCGGGACCAGGAGGGCUGCCUGCCGGAGGAGGUGACGGACUGUAAGGCCAUCACCUCGGCCCUGCGGCAGCACGCCGCCGGCGGGACCUAACGCGGGACGACGGACAUCAAGGUUUUAGAGCACAGGGUCUGGGCUUUCGGGCGCGAAGGCUGGCCUCCCGCGGGCAGGACAGGAUCAGGGUUGUGCAUGCUCUGGCAUUUAUUGGUGUUCUGGGGGAGGGAGGGGAGAGAGGCCCGAUGUUGUUUUACUGUGUUCACGGCCGCUCCUGCGCUGGCCAGGCGGCACCUGGCACGGCCUGGCCGCUCGGCUCUUCCCUUUGGGGCAAGGUUUAUUUUUAUUUUUGUUUUUAUUUUCUCCUGGGUCCAAGCAAAG
Molecule: messenger RNA, 945 nt
Organism: Oxyura jamaicensis (ruddy duck)
Lineage: Eukaryota; Metazoa; Chordata; Aves; Anseriformes; Anatidae
Gene: ACBD6
Product: acyl-CoA binding domain containing 6
Exons: 9
Coding region: 1-663 (220 amino acids)
Molecular function (GO): fatty-acyl-CoA binding; protein binding
Source: RefSeq, a predicted model, not a curated record